AUGGCGCCGCAGCAGAAUAUCCCGCUCGCAGCCAACGUCCUCGGUUGGACAAAUUGGCGGACCAAGAAGACGGACGGUCUUCCCGGCGCCAUGAUGUAUUUAUGGUCCAUAUGCGGCGUCCCGUUCGGGGUAUACAACAUCGUCCAGGGGUUUAACUACCCCCUGCAGCUGCAGCCGCAGAUCUUUAUGAGUCUCUGCCUCGUAAACUGGUGUCAGAUAUUAUUUAAAUUUGUCCUCUGGAAGGUCAUCGCGAUAGGAUUAGCGAAUGCGGUAGCUUUUGCUGCCAUCGAGACGGUCUUGAUAGUAAAGUUACGACCACAAUACGAUGCCGGGGACGGAACGGGCGUUUUGGCCAUCGGUGUCGUCGCCAAUGUCCUGUUGGCGGCUGGCCUGCUGCCGCCGUACGGCGAGCUCUGGAAGCGGAAGGGAAGGGUUGUCGGGAUCAACUUCCUCUUCCUCACGAUGGACUGGCUAGGCGCGUUCUUCUCUCUCAUAUCGCUAGUGGCUCAGAACACUUUCGACAUCCUCGGCGGGGUGCUCUACAUCGUGUGCAUGUUUCUCGAGUCGGGCAUCUUCAUCUCCCACAUCAUAUGGCUCAUCCGCACGCGGAACAUCCGGAACGAAGCGGCUGCGAAAGGAAAGACCUUUGACGACGUCGCAGCUGAGUAUAAGAAGCAGGGCAUACCGUUCAAGUUCGCGGAGCGGGAGUAUGUGAGGCAGAAGAAGCCCAAAUUGAAUGGCAUAGAAAUGGGCGGUGGUGAUCGGAAGGCUCGCGGGAUUACCUCUCUGGGAGUUGGCAGCCAUGUGGAGCAAGAGGAUGCCUGCGGGCAGAGCACGCCGACGUCUAGCGUGGGAGUGUGGGAGAGACCAGAAGACUUCUCAGACACAACCGCGAAAAGGGGACGAGGGACGAGCAGAUUAGGGACAGGGUUAAAGGUAGAGAUAGGGUGAA
Durotheca rogersii is the source of this 952-nucleotide messenger RNA. RefSeq names its product PQ loop repeat-domain-containing protein. Lineage: Eukaryota; Fungi; Ascomycota; Sordariomycetes; Xylariales; Xylariaceae. The transcript is spliced from 7 exons. The coding region runs from base 1 to 951 and encodes 316 amino acids. The record is from RefSeq and is a predicted model, not a curated record.